AUGAGGUUCGACUACCUGGAGCUGCUCCAUAACUCCAGUUUCUGCCUGGUGCCCCGGGGCCGACGUCUGGGAUCCUUCCGCUUCCUGGAGGCCCUGCAGGCUGCUUGUAUCCCGGUUAUUCUGAGCAACGGCUGGGAGCUUCCCUUCUCCGAGGUCAUCGACUGGAGGAAAGCCGCCAUCAUCGGGGAUGAGAGACUCCUGUUACAGGUUCCCUCCAUUACCCGGUCUGUGGGCCGUGACAGGAUCCUGGCCCUCCGCCAGCAGACUCAGUUCCUCUGGGACGCCUACUUUUCUUCUGUGACCAAAAUCAUCUUAACUACUCUGGAGAUCAUCCAUGACCGUGUGGACUCCCAUGUGUCCAGAAACCGCUUGUUGUGGAAUUCUCUACCUGGGGGUCUCUAUGCACUCCCCCAGUACUCCACCGACCCCGCCCAGUUCCCUUUUUAUUACGCCAUGCUGGGGAAGAGCCCGUUGCAGCAGUUCACAGCUGUGAUCCACGUGGUUACUCCUCUGCAGUCCCAGAUCUCCCCCGUGGUGAAGCUCAUCAUCGCUGUAGCCAAGUCCAGGUUCUGUGCACAGAUUGUGGUUUUAUGGAACUGCGACAAGCCUUUACCUCCUGGGAACAGGUGGCCCUCCACCAGCGUGCCUCUUACUGUCGUUGAAGGACAGACCAAGACGAUGAGCAGUCGGUUUUUCCCCCACGACGUCAUCCUCACUGAUGCCGUCCUCAGUCUGGAUGAGGACUCGGUUCUCUCGACAAACGAGGUGGAUUUUGCCUUUCUUGUAUGGCAGAGCUUUCCAGAGCGUAUCGUUGGUUAUCCAGCGAGGAGUCACUACUGGGAUAGUUCCAGAUCCCGAUGGGGCUACACCUCCAAAUGGACCAACGACUACUCCAUGGUCCUCACGGGGGCCGCGUUCUACCACAGAUACUACCACUACCUGUUCACCCGCUACGUCCCUGCCAGCCUGCUGACCAUGGUGGACCACAUGGCUAACUGUGAAGACAUCCUGAUGAACUUCCUGGUAUCGGCCGUUACCAAGCAGCCGCCGAUCAAAGUCACGCAGAAGAAACAGUACAAGGAGACCAUGAUGAGCCAGGGCUCCAAGUCGUCUCGGUGGGCCGACCCAGACCACUUCGCCCAGCGACAGACCUGCAUGAACGCCUUCAGCCGCUGGCUGGGCUUCAUGCCCCUGCUGCACUCCCAGAUGAGGCUGGACCCUGUGCUGUUCAGGGACCAGGUUUCCAUCCUGAGGAAGAAAUACAGGGACAUUGAAAAACUGUGAACGCGCAAGGACACACACACACACACACACACACACACCUAAUCACUGUGUGUGAUCCAGAGGCCGUGACAAGAAUCCACACCCUGGAUGGGAACAUUUGUGAGGCUAUAAAGGAAAACUCACACAUGGACACUGGACAUGAAAAUGAUAAAAACACUGAGGUACGCGUAAAGCAUUUAACUGCGUAUUUCUAUUUAAAAUAGAUUCUGUACAGGGGGUUGAUGGCAGUGAGUCACUGUGCAUUCCCGUCAUCUGAGACAAGAUACAUAAAUAUAAAUGCAUGGAGACACAUGCAGCAUAGACUUGGACACAUUCAAUACAGUCCUGAGCACAGACAGACAUGUGGUGCAUGGUUUGAACAUGACAGCUGUGCAAGGACCUGAAAAACGUGUUUGAAUAAUAAAAAAUAAAAAAAUGUGAGCGCUAUGUUCAUUACGGAAGUUGGACUGUUGGCAACUAAGCAGAAUAUAGAAUAUCGUUGGACAAAGGCUAGAUAGAUUUAUGGAUUAUAGAUUGUAUUCGUGAAGUCAAAGGACACACUCUGGAGUUAUGUAUGUAUAGUAAAGACACAUUGUGGACAGAAAAGACAAACUAGCAUUGGGGACGGGCAAACCCUGAGACCAUGGCAACAUGCCUCUUGUGUACUAUUGUAGAUUUUCAGCAGCAGUUUCUGUCUGUAUGAACAAAU
This is a messenger RNA of Etheostoma cragini (Arkansas darter), 1972 nucleotides long. RefSeq names its product exostosin-1a-like. Gene Ontology annotation, molecular function: glycosyltransferase activity. Gene Ontology annotation, cellular component: membrane. The record is from RefSeq and is a predicted model, not a curated record. NCBI's taxonomy places the organism in Eukaryota, Metazoa, Chordata, Actinopteri, Perciformes, Percidae. The transcript is spliced from 11 exons. The coding region runs from base 1 to 1284 and encodes 427 amino acids.